This is a messenger RNA of Bombus pyrosoma, 329 nucleotides long. RefSeq names its product arginine kinase-like. Gene Ontology annotation, biological process: phosphocreatine biosynthetic process. The coding region runs from base 28 to 270 and encodes 80 amino acids. Lineage: Eukaryota; Metazoa; Arthropoda; Insecta; Hymenoptera; Apidae. The record is from RefSeq and is a predicted model, not a curated record. Gene Ontology annotation, molecular function: creatine kinase activity. The transcript is spliced from 2 exons.
CCUGUAUAUUUUUGUGAAAAGAUUUGAAUGCUAUUCCAAAUACUGAUACGAUUAUUGGUAAAAUUUUUGCAGUUAUUUGAUGUCAUAUCUUUGUUAUUUCUCGCGGUAAUGAUAAGAGGCACCAAGGGCGAGCAUACGGAGAGCGAAGGAGGCAUCUACGAUAUCAGCAACAAACGUCGGCUGGGCUUGACCGAGAGGGAAGUGGUUUUCGAAAUGAGAAACGGGGUGCUUGAAUUGAUCAAACAGGAGAAACAACUACAAGAAGACUAGCCGUGAUAUCGUUUGUCCGAUGGAAAUCAACGAGCGGCAAACUGUUUUGUCGAUUCCAG